Messenger RNA from Thalassophryne amazonica, 1401 nucleotides. RefSeq names its product transmembrane protein 9 (gene tmem9). NCBI's taxonomy places the organism in Eukaryota, Metazoa, Chordata, Actinopteri, Batrachoidiformes, Batrachoididae. Gene Ontology annotation, cellular component: lysosomal membrane. Bases 138 to 698 code for a protein of 186 amino acids. The transcript is spliced from 6 exons. The record is from RefSeq and is a predicted model, not a curated record.
UAGCUCAGCUAAAUACCUCUCAUUGUAAUUUUAAUGUAGUAACAAUGUGAGUUUAAAGUGAGUUUUAUUUGACAGCUUUAGUAUAAGGCUGUCUUUGGCCUCCGUAGUGUGUUUUGGCUGAGGUGCGCUGCAGUGAGAUGAUGUUUUGUCGCGGAGGAGGACGUUUGUUUGUCGCUGUGGCCGCAGUGCUUCUGUUCGAUGUUAUUCUGUUCGCACAGGCGAAGAGUUUUGAAGAUGUUCGCUGCAAAUGUAUCUGCCCACCAUACAGAAACAUCACUGGCCACAUCUAUAACAGAAAUGUCUCCCAGAAGGAUUGUAACUGCCUCCAUGUGGUUGAGCCUAUGCCGGUGCCAGGAAAUGAUGUGGAAGCUUACUGCCUGUUGUGUGAGUGCAAGUAUGAAGAACGAAGCAGCAACACCAUCAAGGUAACGAUCAUCAUUUACCUGUCUGUUGUGGGUGCCCUGCUGCUCUACAUGUUGUUCCUGCUCCUGGUCGAUCCUCUUAUCCGUAAACAUGAUCCGUACACCCAGCCACUGCACAACGAAGAAAAUUCUGAGGAGAUGCGUCCACCAGUGCACAGUAGCCAGGCCAGAGGAAACACUGUGCUGGAGCGAGUUGAAGGGGCGCAACAACGUUGGAAGAAGCAGGUUCAGGAACAACGCAAGACUGUGUUUGACCGCCAUAAGAUGCUUAGUUAAAGCCUACGGCUGGUCUGAAACAAAGGUUCCAGUAGAUAAGUUCACUGGGCUUCGCGCUAUUACAGUGUCACCAGCUGCAUGGCCACAAAACCCUUCCGUCAUUGCACACUGAAUAUGUAUUUCCUGAUGUAGAAACAUUUCAAGAUGCCGUCUUUUAAUUUACUGUAGCUAAAGGUUUGUGUAAUAAUAAGUGCAUCCUCAUAACACAUGGAAACUUGCUUACUGAUCAUUUCAUAAGGUAGCAAUGUGAUAGGUAUGGAAUGCAGCAUCUAAAGGAUUUCUUUUUGUUUGUAUAUUUAAUGUAAACUAUUUAAUUUUAAUUGAGAUUUAAUUAUUAGCUGUCUGCUAAUUUAGUAAAUUCUUAAGCUUUUUGUGUAAUUUAAGCUGUAACAUAGGCUCAGAACGAGUAAAGCUUUCUACUUGUGAAUGAUCAGCAAGCUAAAAGGAUUAUAAGACUACUUGUGCUAUUGCACAUUUGCGGAUUUCAUACUGUACAUGAAAUUGUUUAUAUAAUUAGUUUGCCUUGCAUUUGUGUGCAUAAUCAUCAAAUUUAGCAUGAUGUGAGAAAUGAAGGGAUCACAAAGUUUGGAUUGUUCUUUAAAAUGUCCUUUUUAUUGUUUUGUUUAACUGCAGUAAUGGAUUUUUGCUUUACUCUCCUUGUGUGAGGAAAUGUGCUGCUGUGAUUAAAUAUUGUCAAGUCAGA